UUAAAACAGUAUAUUUGUAAUCUGUUUAAUGUCCUCUUUUUGUAAAAAGCACAGAAAUAAAUAUACAGAAAAAAAAAUAGUAGUCCUAAGUGGUAGAAAUUAUGAGCAUUUUCUUGCCUUUAAAAAAAGUUGUAAAAGAUUGUAUCAUUUAUGUAGCAAAAAGUUUAAAGUCAUCAUUCUAAAAAUUUCGUGUUGGUAUAGUUGCUGUGACAAGAUUUAACUUCUGUAUGCUUCACGAACCAAACCAGAGGUAUUUAAGACCUGGUGUGUGAUAGGCCACACUAAAAUACUAUACACAUCUUCAGAAAGCUAAAAAACUAACUUCUAACAUCCUGUAUUAGUGUGGCACAGCUAUUACAAAGAUUUUUGUCAUUUGAGUCUGUCUUGUUUCUUUAUCAUUGUUUUGACAGUUUCAGAAGAAUCAUGGCUUUUCCCUUUUUUUACAGUAAAGGCAUCUGAGACUCUUGACGUAUUGCUUUUUGGAAAUGCUUGUGCUGGUCACAUGCUUGCAUCUGGGCUAGUGUGUCUGGCUUCCGUGUGCUGGUGGAUGCUUACUCUGGUUUCUGAAAUACUUUUUCUGUACAGUGGCCAGUGGCUGCAAUCCUAAGCCACACACCCACCUUGAAAAUUCAUGCCACUUUUAGAAAUAGAUAAAAAUCCCUCCCAUCCAGAAAAAGUGACUAUCAUGUAUAUCCUCAUCAUGACUAAUACUGAUAUUCCUGAAAUUGAAAAUAGAUAUUCCAUAUGUACCAUAAAAGGUAUUAAAGAUAUAUGGAGUGAUAGAUGUAUUAUAUAUAACACUUCUACCCUCACAGUUUUCAGCCUAAUUGAGAGGGUAAGGUCCCUGAAUCAUCCAUCAGUUUUCAGAUCUCUGCUGAAGCAAGCCGCAGCUCAGAUCCACACAUCUGAACCAGAGACAGAGGUGGCCAAAAAUAAAAAGGGAUACAGGGGGACAACUUGGUUUAGAGUGAACAAAUAGACUGUAUUUUCUGGUUAGUGAAGGAGCUCUCCUGAAAUUCAUUUACCGCAGCAUAAAUGAGCGGAUUUCCUUGAGGUCACCUUCUGCUGACCAUAGCUUUCUUAUCUGUGGAGCUGCCAGCUGUCAUCCACUUCGGGGCACCUAAGACUGCUGAGUGGCAGGCCAGGACCCCAAGUGCGAAACACAGCACACCUUUUUGUUUCUACUCCACUGACCCUGGGGUUCUCUCCCUGGUGUUUGUGGCUUGUAGUGCAUUCUGUGGAACAUUCACUGUGGCCAUCGAAGGACAGCAUCUUCCCAGUUGUUUCUUUCUUUUUUUUUUUUUUUUAUUUAAUUUAAACCAAUCUGAGAAGCCAACCAUCUGUCAGCAAAACAGGAAGGCUUGGGCUCUCUCCUGGGCUCGUUUUGCUGCCGUCGUGAGCGUCACUUCUCCCCGUGUAAGAGUGCUGGUGAAGGCUGAGGCAAGGGCCCAGAAAGAUUGAGGGACAAAGACAGGAGCGCCCGCAUUGCCCAUCUGCCAGGCUGGAGGUGUAUUCAUUAUUGAUGGAGGUAGUGCAGUUGCUGCUCAGAUAUGCAGCCCUGCCUGGGUAAAUGAGACAUUCUUCAGCAAAUUGCUUCGUUUUUUGAUUGCUGAUUGUACGCGUGUCACCAAGCUGACUCAAGGUUCAUCGAUGCAUGCUCAGUAAAUUAGAAAGAACAUAACUAUGGAUCAGCCAAGAGAAUGAAUUCUGUGCCUACAAUGACCCAGGGCCAUUUAAUUUUCUGCUUAAUUUUGUUGCAGUCAGUUUGCAUUUUGGGUUAUUAUGCAGUAGGAAAUUAACAAUAAAUAACAAAUUUGGUCCUCCUGUGCUUGUAAUGAUAUUUUUAUAAAUCUUUGUAAUGCUGUUUUUAAAAGGAUCAAGGUCUGUGCCAGUCUGAUACUCCGGCAAGUAUGUGAGGAGGAAAAUGCAUUAUUCUUGCUAGAUAACCUUGUUGUUAAAUAGCAUAGGGGUUCUUUAUCUCUCUCUCUCUCUCUUUCUCAUAUCUUAUUGGUAUUUUUGCUUUAAACUAAAAUCCCUUCCUCUCUUUCUUAGAUAACCUGAGGACAAUGGAUGCUGAUGAGGGUCAAGACAUGUCCCAAGUUUCAGGGAAGGAAAGCCCCCCAGUAAGCGAUACUCCAGAUGAGGGCGAUGAGCCCAUGCCGAUCCCCGAGGACCUCUCCACCACCUCGGGAGGACAGCAAAGCUCCAAGAGUGACAGAGUUGUGGUUACAUAUGGGGCUGAUGACUUUAGGGAUUUCCAUGCAAUAAUUCCCAAAUCUUUCUCUCCCAGUAAUGUUAAAGUAGAGACUCAGAGUGAUGAAGAGAAUGGGCGUGCCUGUGAAAUGAAUGGGGAAGAAUGUGCGGAGGAUUUACGAAUGCUUGAUGCCUCAGGAGAGAAAAUGAAUGGCUCCCACAGGGACCAAGGCAGCUCGGCUUUGUCAGGAGUUGGAGGCAUUCGACUUCCUAACGGAAAACUAAAGUGUGAUAUCUGUGGGAUCAUUUGCAUCGGGCCCAAUGUGCUCAUGGUUCACAAAAGAAGCCACACUGGAGAACGGCCCUUCCAGUGCAAUCAGUGCGGGGCCUCCUUCACCCAGAAGGGCAACCUGCUCCGGCACAUCAAGCUGCAUUCCGGGGAGAAGCCUUUCAAAUGCCACCUCUGCAACUACGCCUGCCGCCGGAGGGACGCCCUCACUGGCCACCUGAGGACGCACUCCGUUGGUAAACCUCACAAAUGUGGAUAUUGUGGCCGAAGCUAUAAACAGCGAAGCUCUUUAGAGGAACAUAAAGAGCGCUGCCACAACUACUUGGAAAGCAUGGGCCUUCCGGGCACACUGUACCCAGUCAUUAAAGAAGAAACUAAUCACAGUGAAAUGGCAGAAGACCUGUGCAAGAUAGGAUCAGAGAGAUCUCUCGUGCUGGACAGACUAGCAAGUAACGUCGCCAAACGUAAGAGUUCUAUGCCUCAGAAAUUUCUUGGGGACAAGGGCCUGUCCGACACGCCCUACGACAGCAGCGCCAGCUACGAGAAGGAGAACGAAAUGAUGAAGUCCCACGUGAUGGACCAAGCCAUCAACAACGCCAUCAACUACCUGGGGGCCGAGUCCCUGCGCCCGCUGGUGCAGACGCCCCCGGGCGGCUCCGAGGUGGUCCCGGUCAUCAGCCCCAUGUACCAGCUGCACAAGCCGCUCGCGGAGGGCACCCCGCGCUCCAACCACUCGGCCCAGGACAGCGCCGUGGAGAACCUGCUGCUGCUCUCCAAGGCCAAGUUGGUGCCCUCGGAGCGCGAGGCGUCCCCGAGCAACAGCUGCCAAGACUCCACGGACACCGAGAGCAACAACGAGGAGCAGCGUAGCGGCCUCAUCUACCUGACCAACCACAUCGCCCCACACGCGCGCAACGGGCUCUCGCUCAAGGAGGAGCACCGCGCCUACGACCUACUGCGCGCCGCCUCCGAGAACUCGCAGGACGCGCUCCGCGUGGUCAGCACCAGCGGGGAGCAGAUGAAGGUGUACAAGUGCGAACACUGCCGGGUGCUCUUCCUGGAUCACGUCAUGUACACCAUCCACAUGGGCUGCCACGGCUUCCGUGAUCCUUUUGAGUGCAACAUGUGCGGCUACCACAGCCAGGACCGGUACGAGUUCUCGUCGCACAUAACGCGAGGGGAGCACCGCUUCCACAUGAGCUAAAGUCCUCCCGACCCCCGCCCCACCCAGCCAUCCCAGGAAAAGCACAAGGACUGCCGCCUUCUCGCUCCCGCCAGCAGCAUAGACUGGACUGGACCAGAUAAUGUUGUGUUUGGAUUUGUAGCUGUUUUUGUUUUUUGUUUGAGUUGAUUGAUUGGGGUUUGAUUUGCUUUUAAAAAGAUUUUUAUUUUUAGAGGCAGGGCUGCAUUGGGAGCAUCCAUAACUGCUACCUUCCUAGAUGUUUCCCCAGACUGCUGGCUGAGAGUCCCUCACCUGUUGCUUCCUAGAAUCCCCUUCUCCAAGCGAUUAGUCUAAAUUUUCGAAGAGAAAUAGAUAAAACACGGCACAGCCUGGGAAGGAACGUGCUCGUCCCUGUUCUAAGCACUGGGUUUGCGCACCAGGUGUCUUUUUCCAGUCCCCAGAAGCAGAGAGCACAGCCCCUGCCGUGUGGCUCUGCAGGUGAGCAGACAGGACAGGUGUGCCGCCACCCAAGUGCCAAGACAGCAGGGCCAACAACCUGUGCCCAGGCCAGUUUCAGGCCACAUGCAUCUAAGGCGGAGAGGCUACACUGUUGAGAGAAAAUACUAUUUUAAGUCAUAUUCUGCGUAGGAAAAUGAGUUGUUUGGGGAAAGUUGUGUCUGUCAGACUGCCCUGGGUGGAGAGAGACGCUGGGCUAGAGCCUUUGGGAUCCUCCUGGAUUCGCUGGCUUUGCGGAGGCUGCUCAGAUGGCCUGAGCCUCCGGAGGCUUGCUGCCCCGUAGGAGAAGCCUGUCUUCCCGUGGGCAUAUCUGGGGAGCCCUGUUCCCCGCUUUUUCACUCCCAUGUGUUUAAUGGCCCCCAAAGUCUGUCACUACAAUUUAAACACCAGUCCCGAAGUUUGGAUCUUAAUUCUUUUUGAACCUCUCAAAUGGCAACAUUCCUCAGAAACCAAAGCUUUAUUUCAAAUCUCUUCCUUCCCUGGCUGGUUCCAUCUAAUACCAGAAACCUCUUUUCCUGAGGAAAUCCAAUCCUGGCCCUCAUUUUAAUUAUGUACAUCUGUUUGUAGCCACAAGCCUGAAUUUCUCAGUGUUGGUAAGUUUCUUUACCUACCGUCACUGUAUAUUAUUCUCGUUUUAAAACCCAUAAAGGAGUGAUUUAGAAUGAUCAUUAAUUUUCAGCUCAGUGAAAUACGUGAAGCCCAGCAUCUCUGUUGCUAACACACUGAACUCAUCUGUUUGAAACUAAGCUGUCAAACAUGUUGAAGCUCUUUACUGUAAAGGCAAGCCACCAUGUGUGUCUACACAUACAUAGGAUGGCUGGCCCCGCGCCUGUAAGAUAUUGGAAUGCACAGGGCAAUCGAGGGACUGAGCCAGACCUUCGGAGAGUAAUGCCACCAGAUCCCCCAGAAAAGAGGAGGCAGGUGGCACUGCAGGUGAGAACCCUACCCGUCCAUAUUAUGACAUGGAGGCACUGAAGCCCAAGGAAGGUGUGUGGAGAUUCUAAUCCCAACCAGCAAGGGUCUCCUUCAAGAUUAAUGCUAUCAUUAAGGUCAUUACUCUCAACCACCUGGGCAAUGAAGAAUAUACCAUUUCAAAUAUUUACAGUACUUGUCUUCACCAACACUGUCCCAAGAUGAAAUGAAGCAACAGAGAGGAAAUUGUACAUAAGCACCUCAGCAUUUAAUCCAAACAGGGGUUCUUAGUCUCAGCACUAUGACAUUUUGGGCUGAAUACUUAUUUGUUAGGCAGGAGCUCUCCUGUGCAUUGUAGGAUAAUUAGCAGCAUCCCUGGUCACUACCCAAUAGACGCCAGUAGCACCCCAAAUUGACAACCCAAACUCUCCAGACAUCACCAACUGUCCCCUGUGAGGAGAAAUCACUCUUGGUGGAGAACCACUGACCCAACUGAAUUCUAAACCAAUCAAAAGUCUGGGAAGCCCUCCCUGUCUCCCAAAAAAAAAAAAGUAGAAAAGCACUUGAAGAAUAUUCUCAAUAUUCCCAGUAGCAGUAUCAAGCCUGACUUGUGUUCCUGUGGAAUCAUUAUAAAUUCUAUAAAUGAAUUAUUCCCCUUCAGUCUUCAAAAAUAUAUUUCCUCAUAAACAUUUGAGUUUUGUUGAAAGGAUGGAGUUUACAAAGAUACCAUUCUUGAGUCAUGGAUUUCUCUGCUCACAGAAGGGUGUGGCAUUUGGAAACUGGAAUAAACAAAAUGGCCGCAACAAUGCACUGAGUGAAGGAAGAGAGAGAGAGGAGCCAAGGGCUUUAGACAGUCCUCCUUCAAUAUGCAAUUACAGAGAAAGAUGCGCCUUAUCCAAGUUAAUAUCUGUAAGGUGAGAGCCUUCUUAGAGUCAGUUUGUUGCAAAUUUCACCUACUCUGUUCUUUUCCAUCUAUCCCCCUGAGUCAGUUGGUUGAAGGGAGUUAUUUUUUCAAGUGGAAUUCAAACAAAGCUCAAACCAGAACUGUAAAUAGUGGUUGCAGGAAUUCUUCUCUAAACUGCUUUGCCCUUUCCUCUCACUGCCUUUUAUAGCCAAUAUAAAUGUCUCUUUGCACACCUUUUGUUGUGGUUUUAUAUUGUAACACCAUUUUUCUUUGAAACUAUUGUAUUUAAAGUAAGGUUUCAUAUUAUGUCAGCAAGUAAUUAACUUAUGUUUAAAAGGUGACCAUAUCAUGUACCAAAAGUUGCUGAAGUUUCUCUUCUAGCUGGUAAAGUAGGAGUUUGCAUGACUUCACACUUUUUGUUGCGUAGUUUGUUCUGUUGUAUGAUGGCGUGUGUGUGUGUCUUGGGUACUACUGUGUACUACUGUGUGCCUAGAUUCCAUGCACUCUCAUUGUGUUUGAAGUAAAUAUUGGAGACGGGACGGUAACUCAUAACAGGUUGGCCUGUUGAUUACAGCUAGUAAUUGCUGUUUCUUGUUCCUCCCCCUCUCUGACACCCCAGCUUCCCAAGAUGUGGAAAGCCUGGAUCUCAGCUCCUUGCCCCAUAUUCCUUCUGUAAUUUGUACCUAACGAGUGUGAUUAUCCUAAUUCAAGAGUCACUAAAAAUCAUCACAUUAUCAUUGCAUAUCAGCAAAGGGUAAAGUCCCAGCACCAGUUGCUUCACAUACCAGCAUGUUCCAUUUCCAAUUUAGAAUUAGCCACAUAAUAAAAUCUUAGAAUCCUCCUUGAGAAAGAGCUGCCUGAGAUGUAGGUUUGUUGUUAUAUGGUUCCCACCCCCCCCAAUUUUUGUGCUUUUUUCUUGUUUUGUUUUGUUUUGACUGCACUGUGAGUUUUGUAGCGUCCUCUUCUUGCCAAAACAAACGCAAGAUGAACUGGACUUACGUAGACAAAUCAUGACACCAGUGUAUCCUUCCUUUCUUCAGUUCCAGCAAUAAUGAAUGGUCAACUCUUUUAAAAUCUAGAUCUCUCUCAUUCAUUUCAAUGUAUUUUUACUUUAAGAUGAACCAAAAUUAUUAGACUUAUUUAAGAUGUACAGGCAUCAGAAAAAAGAAGCACAUAAUGCUUUUGGUGCAAUGGCACUCACUGUGAACAUGUGUAACCACAUAUUAAUAUGCAAUAUUGUUUCCAAUACUUUCUAAUACACUUUUUUAUAAUGUCGUGUGUGGUGAUUGUUCAGGUCGAAUCUGUUGUAUCCAGUACAGCUUUAGGUCUUCAGCUGCCCUUCUGGCGAGUACAUGCACAGGAUUGUAAAUGAGAAAUGCAGUCAUAUUUCCAAUCUGCCUCUAUGAUGAUGUUAAAUUAUUGCUGUUUAGCUGUGAACAAGGGAUGUACCACUGGAGGAAUAGAGUAUCCUUUUGUACACAUUUUGAAAUGCUUCUUCUGUAGUGAUAGAACAAAUAAAUGCAACAAAUACUCUGUCUGCCCUAUCCCGUGAAGUCCACACUAGCAUGAGAGAAGGCCCAUCAGAGCAGGAAUCUGCCGAGACUUCCUCCCAGUGAGAUCCCAGUAUGAGAGGGAGAAGAGAUGGACCUCGGGACAGCUGCAAUACCACUUGGGAACACAUGUGGUAUCUUAAUGUGGCCGGCGCAGCACUUCAGUGCGACAGACCUCCCGUCUACAACAGUGCUGGACGUGGGCAUUCUGGGCCCCAGUCUGGAGGGUGGGUGGAGAUAGAGGGCAACAAGAGAUACAUUUCCAGUUCUCCACUGCAGCAUGCUUCAGUCAUUCUGUGAGUGACCGGACCCAGGGUGGUGGGAGCACAGAGGACAGAGUGACCACAGCGAGUACACCUUCAGCAUAGGCAGUUUGCAGAGCCACAUGCUAUGCCAGGACUGAGCCAGUGAUGGGAGGUUUGCCUGAGCUCUGCCACGGAAUUGUACUACAACAGACUCUCUGUGGUGAAAAUCCUUGUCCCUUUCGGAUGACUAGCCAGACAUCAUUUGGGUUCAGAUCUAGCAAAUCAAGUGAGGUGACUACCUUUAAUGUGGCACAACAUCAGACCCAAACAAGAUGAAAUUCUAGUGACAUAAACAGUGGAUUGGGUUUCACAUCCGGGCCUGGCACCACUACCCAAGAAGGACUUUUUAAAAUAUCUUUGCCAAGGCAGCAUCUUUAGGAGAACUUUUCAGCCUCCUUAGGUUACCUCAUUGAGGGAUCAUGUUGUAUACAUGUACAUAUACAUAUAAUGAUACAUCUGUUUGCAAAUUUGUCCAGUCAUUUUUAUAGCUACACCCUGCACAUUUCCAGUGAUCAUGGUGCAAAAAAUAAUAAUAAUAAAGAAUACCUACAGUUAGUUAAAAAUAACCUGGACUCAAACUAAGAGGAAAAAGUAAUUCAGAAGGGUGAGAGGUAGGACAAGAGGGUGAGAAAUAUGUUGAUGUAUAUUUUUGUAAAACUGUAUGGUACAGCCUAGCAGCUCAAUGCCUUAGGAAGCUAGACCAGCAAUGUAGUGACAUAAAAGAGAGGUUCCAAAACUCUUUUAGGAGCCAUGGGGAGGAUGACAGCCUUCAUUUCUUGGUUUUCAGUACCUUGUCUUUUACAAAGUCAUAAGAAUUAUCCUCAACAUAGCCUUUGACGCUGUAAAUCUUGAGUAUUCAUUUACCUUCUUCUGAUCUCCUGGAAACAGCUGCCUGCCUGCACUUCUCUUCCCGAGGAGUGGGGUAAAUUUAAAAGUCAAGCUAUAGUUUGGAUGUUAGUAUAGAACUUUGGAAUUGGGAAUUAAAAAUCAGGACUGGGGACUGGGAGACCAAAAAUUCCUGAUCCCAUUUCUGAUGGAUUUGUCACAAAUUUUCUGUCAAAAUAAAAUGUCUUGGAGGUUAUGA
This is a messenger RNA of Macaca mulatta (Rhesus monkey), 8915 nucleotides long. The record is from RefSeq and is a predicted model, not a curated record. NCBI's taxonomy places the organism in Eukaryota, Metazoa, Chordata, Mammalia, Primates, Cercopithecidae.